UCUAAAAUGGUUUAUGGAACACCUUUUGAGCAGUUGGAGGAUGAAGCAAAAUCAGCUGUUUCAAAGAAACCAAAAGGCAUUCAAGAUGAAAUUGUGACAGACGAACGUGGUCGACGUCGCUUUCAUGGAGCUUUUACUGGAGGCUUUUCUGCUGGAUAUUUUAAUACUGCUGGGUCCAAACAUGAACUGAACGUGGCGAACGACUUGAACAAAUGGCAGAGGAUUUUAUGGAUGAAGAAGAUUUUGGCGAAUUUGGAAUUGCUUCGCGAAAGUACAACAACCUUUGCUCACUUGGUUGCUACAACUGUACUUUCUCGUGAGGACGAAAUUAGAAAGGGAGUCUCUAAAAGGAAGGGACGUGGCUUUGAAGGAUCUCAAAAGAGUAAUGUGAAGGAAUAUGAAACGCUUGGUGAUGAUGGUUUUUAUGGGCCGCAGCGUUCUGUUGAGGGUUGGAUAAUUUUUGUUACAAAUGUCCAUGAAGAAGCGCAGGAGGAAGAUGUGAAUGGCUAUGACUUUCUUGGUCAAGAAUUAUCAGCCGAUUGGUGCUUUGUUAAGGGAGGUCGUUGGGUGCCACAAACAUUUAAAUCUACUAGAACUGAACGUGGCGAACGACUUGAACAAAUGGCAGAGGAUUUUAUGGAUGAAGAAGAUUUUGGCGAAUUUGGAAUUGCUUCGCGAAAAUUUCGAACAAAAUCUGAUUUUAUGGACACAUUGGCUGCACCCGGCGAAGAGCGUUUAUUCGCAUGGGAAAGAGCUGGAACGUCGACUAGUAAUUUUGUUGGGAAUGAAGGAAGUCUGGCAAAUAAAUUAAAUUCUUUACUUCGACCUGUGAAUGAUUCAAUAGGAAUACGUAUUCUUCGCAAAAUGGGUUGGCGACCAGGAAAAGGAGUUGGUGCAAAAAUGACUCGCCGCGCAUUAGAGAGACAGAAAUUAAUUGAUGCAAAAAAUUCUGGGAAAGAGGCUGAAUUUGAUGAAGAAACUGUUCGAGAUAUUGAAGAAAUAAUUCCAACAGCAGAAUUUUCUCCAGAUGAUAUUAAACCCGUGGAAAUUUGUCAAAAAGAAGAUGUUCAUGGAAUGGGUUAUAAACCUUUACAGGAAAUUGGUGUUCUUUCAGAGAAAUAUGGAAGAGUAACUGCUUCAUUGAAGAAAACUAAAUGUAGUGGAAAAGGAAUUAGAGGGCAGGCAUUUGGUGUUGGUGCAUUUGAAGAGGAUGAUGAAGAUAUUUAUACUAAUUAUGAUUUGACACAAUACGAUUUUGAAGUUGGUUCUACUCAAUCAACACAACUUAAUGUGCCUAAAUUUGAUUCAACUUUCAUUCCAUCAUCUAGCACUAUGCAAGGCAAAAAUUCGUUAAAAUCUCAGAAAUUUUUUGUUGCUGAUACACCUCCUCCUGGCUGGCGGCCAAGUACAAACAGAACAAAAUCAUUACUUUUUUCUGGAAGAAAGGAAAUUUCUAAAAAAUUACCUGAAGCUAUUGCAAAAAUUGGCAAUCAAUUAACUCCCUUCCAAAGGGCUAAACUUCUUGGGGAGCGUGAUCAUUCAGUGAUGGAAAUGUUAAGUAAUGAACAGAGAGCUAAAUUAAAAAUAAAUAAUUUUGUUAUUUCUGAUGGGUCUAAAAAUGAUAAUAGAGAACAUCAUUCAAAACAUAUUCAUGAUCGUCACAGAAUGCAUCAUGGUUUAACAGCACAGCCAUUUGAAGAGGAGCCAUUAAAGGCUCAUAGAUUUCGUCAAUAUGUUAGCUAUCUUAAAAGAGGUAUUCCAUUUAUUCAACCUCCAGAAAUGACACUUUUACAAUGGGAAAGUGAAAAAGCAGACUUUGAAGAAGCACUCCCAUCUGAGUUACGUGUUCUUCUUAAAGAUGUUCAAGAAAGACAAAAGCCCUUAGCCAGACUGGAUUUUGCUCGCCCAAUAGCUGAACAUUUAAAAAAUCGCUUUGCGCGUGAAUCUGGCGUAGAUAAAGAGGACUACGAGGAACAAAUAAAACAUGAAUCCUUCAUAAAGUCUAAUCCACAACUAAAAGCUGUUGGUUCUAAUCAGUUUGGGGCUGCUACCCGUCAACUUCACGAAUGGCAUCCUGCUCCAGACCUAUGCAAACGUUUCAAUAUCUCUAAUCCAUACCCAGAUUCUCAAAUACUUGGUGUUCCUGGAUUGAGUGGACAACGUUAUGGAGGCCAAAAGGAUUAUUCUUCUGAAUAUUCUUUAAUUGAAUUAGCUGGAAAUUUGGGAGGGAAAAGUUCGACAGAUGGGCAACAUAGAAGGCAUCCUUCUCGAUUUGAUCAAACAUCCGGAAAUGAACAACAACACCCGUCUAUACCAUUAAUAAAAAAUGAAGUGAAGGAAACAACUGAAGAAAAGAUAAAUUCUCAAAAGAAAAUUGAGUAUGCUCCGAUAGUUUUAUUAUCGGCUAUUUUUGGAGAUGACGAUAUUGAAGAUGACGAAACUCAAAAAGAAGACGAAGAAGAUGAAGAGGCACUUAUUCAUUUACCAAAGAAAAAACCAGAAAAAGAAAUUAAAAAAGAAGAUGAACAAAAACAAGAAAGGCCAAUUAUUUCAAAAGAAAGUAUUAUUACAAUUUUGGAUAUUGUAGAGGAUGAUAAUGUUUAUGGACCAGCAAUGCCUCCAACUGAAUUUUUGGAAGAAAAAUGCAAUCAAGAGAACAACUUUCAAUUAGAAAUAAAAAAUGGUUUUUCUGUUAAUGAUAUUAUAACAAUUGAAAGUGGAAUUGAUGAUAAUAGUGACGAUAGUGAUGAUGAUAGUUCUGAUUCGGAAGAAGAAGAGAGAAGGAGACGUAAGAAAGAGAAGAAGAGGAAGAAGAAAAUGAAGAAGAAAGAAAAGAAACUUGAAAGAAAGAAGAAACGUCUUGAGAAAAAGAAACAUUAG
Messenger RNA from Meloidogyne enterolobii, 2880 nucleotides. The record is from the annotation of a GenBank genome assembly. Lineage: Eukaryota; Metazoa; Nematoda; Chromadorea; Rhabditida; Meloidogynidae.